AUGACUUCCAGGUACAGCGGGCUUCUUCCCCGCAACUUCCGUCCUUAUCUACCCCGAAACCACCUCCGCAUUCGCGCUCUACCGCCGCUUCUCUCGCGGAGGUUCCAUGCCAGCUCUUUGCUGUGGGGGAUUAAGUCACAGGUUCUGAAAGAUGUGGGAGAAGGCAUCACGGAAGUUCAGAUCAUUCAAUGGUACGUGGAGGAAGGGGCUCACAUAGAGGAAUGGAAGCCAUUGUGUCAAUAUCAGUCAGAUAAAGCUGUCGAUGAUAUUACUUCGAGAUACGAGGGUGUUAUUAAGAAGCUUCAUUUUGAGACGGACGAUACAGUACCAACGGGAAGGGCACUCUGCGAUAUUGAAGUGGAUGAUGGAAAAUACCCAGAUGAUAAUCCCCCACAUGAACCAAAGGCAGCGCCAGCUGCUCCAUCCCCAGCCAGCGAAGUAGCAGCCGCAACACAAGCAGCAGAGUCCUCACUGGCAGCUCCCCCUCCAUUCCCCCCUCCUGAGGCGGCUCCCAAGUCCAAAAAUGCAUCCCUUGCAGUCCCCGCCGUGCGUGGGCUGCUAAAGAGCCACGGCAUCAACAUCCUCGAUGUCACUGGCUCCGGCAAAGACGGACGCGUGAUGAAAGACGAUGUCCUCAAAUUUGUCGCAGCGAGAGAUUCUCCCGCCUCGCCACUACCCGUUCCAUCCUCUGUUUCCCCAGACGCACGGCAAACAGAGUCUACCGUCAACCUCACCCCGAUCCAAUCACAAAUGUUCAAGACCAUGACCAAAUCUCUAAACAUUCCCCACUUCCUCUACGCCGACGAACUCAAAGUCAACGACAUUACCGCCAUCCGCAAGAAACUCGCCAGCGACAAGCGCGACCCAACCAAAAUCACAUUCCUCCCCUUCGUCGUGAAAGCCGUCUCACAAGCCCUGAACGAAUUCCCCCUCCUCAACGCAAAAGUAGAUACCAGUGACCCCAACAAGCCCAAACUGACCAUGCGAGCCAAGCACAACAUCGGCAUCGCCAUGGACACGCCAAAUGGACUAAUUGUCCCAAAUAUCAAGGACGUAGCCAGCCGUUCGAUCUUCGACAUUGCCGCCGAGAUCACGCGCCUCAGUGCCCUGGGCAAGGAAGGGAAGAUGACGCCCGCCGAUCUCAGCGGCGGUACCAUUACCGUCUCUAAUAUUGGAAACAUCGGCGGCACAUAUGUGGCGCCGGUGAUUGUGCCGACCGAAGUGGCGAUUCUUGGAGUUGGUCGGUCGAGGGCUGUGCCGGUUUUUGAUGAUGCGGGCGAGGUUACGCGUGGGGAUAUGGUUAACUUCAGUUGGAGCGCCGACCAUCGGGUUGUUGAUGGAGCGACGAUGGCUCGUAUGGGCAAUCGGGUCCGGGAGCUGAUUGAAUCGCCGGAGCUGAUGCUUUUGAACUUGCGCUAG
Molecule: messenger RNA, 1419 nt
Organism: Penicillium brevicompactum
Lineage: Eukaryota; Fungi; Ascomycota; Eurotiomycetes; Eurotiales; Aspergillaceae
Exons: 4
Coding region: 1-1419 (472 amino acids)
Cellular component (GO): cytoplasm; mitochondrion
Molecular function (GO): acetyltransferase activity; lipoic acid binding
Source: RefSeq, a predicted model, not a curated record